Molecule: messenger RNA, 5211 nt
Organism: Prinia subflava (tawny-flanked prinia)
Lineage: Eukaryota; Metazoa; Chordata; Aves; Passeriformes; Cisticolidae
Gene: ELFN1
Product: extracellular leucine rich repeat and fibronectin type III domain containing 1
Exons: 4
Coding region: 933-3323 (796 amino acids)
Cellular component (GO): plasma membrane
Molecular function (GO): protein binding
Source: RefSeq, a predicted model, not a curated record
CGCCGCCUGCACGGGCAGGGCUCUCCGCCUGACGCAGUGAGGAGCUGCAGCCCUUCUCUUCUCGGAGGCCGGGCUCCAGCGCUGGGAUUUGCUCGGCUCCGGCUGCGUUUCCCUGCCCGCCUCCUGCCCCCGGCCCGCCCGCUCGGAAGGGCGCGGGGAGCCGCAGCCGCGGGUGCGUCCGCCGCCCAUCACCGCGCUUCGGGGCUGGGCGCGGCGCCGAGCACCGGGAGCCGCCUCCGGAGCAGCUUCAACUAUGAUCAGUGCAUAAAUCUACCUGCAACACAGGAUGUUGGAAAAUUACCGAGAGACAGCAACGUCCUCCCUGCUGCUUGGUGAGAAAAGAAGGAUGCACCUUCAGUUGAAAUACUGGGCUUGGUGACCACCUCGUGGGAUCUCGAAUGCCGUGCCCAGUGUGCCUCCCAGCCCCUGAGGACAGCAACUAGGACACCUUCAGCACUGUGGCUGGACCAGCAGUGACACCCAGGCCCAGAGGUGAGCCGAGGGACCGAGCAGGGACAGCCAAACACACGGAGGCACAGGGAGAUGGGGACCAGCGCCACGAUGUGCAGCAAAAAGAAAACGAGGAGAAGUACUAUAAAAAAUGAGAGGAAGGCUUGUCUCUAAGCCUGAACAACUCCUCUGCACAGGCGCUUAACUUCAUGACUCCCUCCUCGAGAUGCCAGAGGUCUGGUGAUGUGGGACCAGCCUCAGCCACCAAGGCCUUGGUAGCAGCCCCUGGCUGCUGGCUGCCGAGUACCGUGGGCACCGAGGUCCGCUUUCUCCACGGACGCUUCCCUCCCGUCUCCGAGCCAUGAGGAGAAGGGAGAGGCGAGCAAAGCUGCCGAAGGAGCACUAGCUCACACCUUCCCGGCCCCUGUCCUGUUCCCCGCUUCCAGCAGACCAGGAACCCCUUCUCCGUGCUGCCCUUCCAGAUGGCAGGUCGCCGGUGGGCCGCGACGUCAGCCCUCUGCAUGUGCGUGGCGGCCGUGUCUCUCCUGCACGCCGGCGGGGUGCGGGCGGACUGCUGGCUCAUCGAGGGGGACAAGGGCUUCGUCUGGCUGGCCAUCUGCAGCCAGAACCAGCCCCCCUACGAGUCCAUCCCCCAGCAGAUCAACAGCACCAUCGUGGACUUGCGGCUGAACGACAACAAGAUCAAGAGCGUGCAGUACGCCUCGCUCAGCCGCUUCGGCAACCUGACAUACCUCAACCUGACGAAGAACGAGAUCUCCUACAUCGAGGACGGUGCCUUUUCAGGACAGUUCAACCUCCAGGUGCUGCAGCUGGGUUACAACCGACUGAGGAACCUCACCGAGGGCAUCCUCCGGGGCCUGGGGAAGCUGGAGUACCUCUAUCUCCAGGCCAACCUCAUCGAGACCGUCACCCCCAAUGCCUUCUGGGAGUGCCCCAACAUAGUGAACAUUGACCUGUCCAUGAACAGGAUCCAGAGACUGGACAGCAACACUUUUCGGGGCCUAAACAAGCUUUCUGUCUGUGAACUCUACAGUAACCCCUUCUACUGCUCCUGCGAGCUGCUCGGCUUCCUGCAAUGGCUGGAGGCUUUCACCAACAUGACGCGCACCUACGACCGGAUGCAGUGCGACUCCCCGCCCGACUACGUGGGCUACUACUUGUUAGGCCAAGGCCGGACUGGCUACCGCAAUGCUCUGAGCAUGCUCUCUUCCCUUUGCACUGGUGGCUCCUACACUGUGAUCCCUCGUUUUAUCCCUCCCAGGUACCAGGUGACCACGGUGCCCUCCGAAAGCCCCUGCUCCGAGGAGGAGUGCUCCUCUGGUGACGGCACGACGCCGCAGUUCUCCCUGUUCACUCCCAUCGGUGAGACGGAGGUGCGCCCCAACAUCCAGGUGAAGCACCUCAACCACAACUCGGCCGUCCUCACCGUGCAGAUCCCCUACCCCUUCAGCAAGAUGUACAUCCUCUCCCAGUUCGAAAACGGCUUCUCCUCCAUGAUCACCAAGCUCAGGAAGAAGGAGGAGAACAUCACCGUGAGCAACCUAGUAGCACAAAGGGAUUACACCUACUGUGUAGUCUCUGUUCACCAGUACUCCAAGUACAACCACACCUGCGUCACCAUCACCCCCACCAGACCCAACCGCAAGGAGCCAGUGCCCACCCCUUCCACUGCCACCCAUUAUAUCAUGACAAUCCUGGGCUGUCUCUUUGGCAUGGUGAUUGUCCUGGGCGUGGUGUAUUACUGCCUCCGGAAGAGGCGCCAGCAGGAGGAGAAGCACAAAAAGGCUGCCGGCAGCAUGAAGAAGACCAUCAUCGAGCUGAAAUACGGGCCAGAAAUGGAGACCACCAGCAUCACCCAGCUGUCCCAGGGACAGAUACUGGGUGGGGAGACAGUGACCCGCAUCCCCUACCUACCUUCUGCUGGUGAGGUCGAGCAGUACAAGCUGAUUGAAAGCAGCGAGACUCCCAAGGCCACCAAGGGCAACUACAUGGAGGUGAGGACGGGUGAGCAGCCCGAGAGGCGAGACUGUGAGCUGUCCCUGCCACCAGACACCCAGGGCUCUGUGGCUGAGAUCUCCACCAUUGCCAAGGAGGUGGACAAGGUGAACCAGAUCAUCAACAACUGCAUCGAUGCCUUGAAAUCCGAGUCCACCUCCUUCCAAGGGGUGAAGUCGGGGGCGGUCUCCACGGUGGAGCCUCAGCUGGUGCUCUUAUCAGAGCAGAUCCCCAGCAAGCACGGAUUCCUUUCCCCCGUCUACAAGGAAAGCUACAACCACCCUCUCCAGCGACACCACAGCAUGGAGGCGGCCCCCAAACGCUCCAGCACCUCUUCCAGUGGCUCCAUACGGAGCCCCAGGUCCUACCGCUCCGAGGGAUCGGGCCACAAAUCCGAAGCCAAAUACAUCGAGAAGACAUCCCCCACCACUGACACCAUCCUCACUGUGACACCGGCCGCGGCCAUCCUGCGGGCGGAGGCGGAGAAGAUCCGCCAGUACAGCGAACACCGGCACUCGUACCCCAGCUCGCACCCGGGGGAGCAGCACGACAGCAUGGGCGGGAGGAAGCCUUCCAUCCUGGAGCCUCUGACCCGUCCUCGCCCCAGAGACCUGGCCUACUCCCAGCUCUCUCCUCAGUACCACAACCUGAGCUACACCUCCAGCCCAGAGUACACCUGCAAACCGUCGCACAGCAUCUGGGAGCGCUUCAAACUCAACCGCAAGCGGCACAAAGACGAGGAGGAGUACAUGGCAGCCGGCCACGCCCUACGCAAAAAGGUCCAGUUUGCCAAAGACGAGGAUCUUCACGACAUCUUAGACUACUGGAAGGGCGUCUCUGCCCAGCAAAAGUCCUGAGUCCUCACACAACUCGUGACUUAACACACUAACUGGACCAAAAGAAAUCCGCAGCAGCUAUUUUUAUUCAGACUGUCUUUGAAACAAAAUAAAAUUAUAAAAAAAAAAAAAAAAAAAGAGAAAGAGAGAGAAUCAAUAAAAAAAUAAAAGAGAGAACAAAUAAUGAAAAAAUCUAUAAAUAUUCUAUAUAAUAUAUAAAGUGAGAUAUUAAAAUGUGCUCACGUUGGUGAGACGUGCACCAAAUUUGAACACAAACUUUGCAAAACAAACGAACCGUGGAGCGGGGAAAAAAAAAGUUUUGUUUCAUUUUGAUUUUUUAAAAAAAAUAUAAGAAAAAAGAAAAAAUUGAAUAUAAAAUGAAAAUGAAAGAGCGGGCAGAGAGCUGAGGUCUGGCGUUUUCCAAUAUUGCAUUGCAUGAGUCCCUAUUCCGUGAUUUUGUGGAUUCUUUGUGAACAGUUUGUGUUCUUCCUUCCUUCCCUUCCAAAAUCAACAGCGACAAAAACAGCAACAAAAACCAAAAAGAGACCAGAAGGAGCUCCAUCUUUUGGGCUGUUUUUGCAAACGGAGUCUUCCAGUUUAGACUUUUACCCGGUUGAAGGCCCGUUCACAUUUUCACUCACUAAGAGGUUUUACCACACGUUGCAUUGUAAACCGAAGUCGUUAAUUGUACAGAGAAAAUUUCUAUAUUUGCAAUGUUUGCUGUAUAAUGAGAAAGAGAGAGGAGAAAAAAACAAUACUACAUCUACUAAAAAAAAUAUAUCUAUAUCUAUAUUCACCUGUUUGUACCAGGUUUUAAUCAUGGAUUUUAGAGAAAGAGAUGGAGUUUUAUUUGAAGGACUUUUUUGUUGGUUGGCUGGUUGAUGGGGUAUCUUUUGGAGGGGAGAGUGUUUGGAUUUCUAAGUGUUUUGUUUCGAUUUCUUCCACCAAUUGUCUGUGUCCAAGUUCUCAUCACUUCCAAGUGCAUUGAAGAAAAAAGGCUUGUACCCAGGAAAACAGAAUCCCUCACAUUAUUCCAGGUGGGAGACCAUCACCACCAGGAACUGGGAAGGGGAUGAGCAGUGAGGGGCUUUUUGCUGAGCAGGUGCAAUGGGAUUUCUCUUGCAAAUCAAAAAGUAUUGGUCUCUGCCCCUAAACAGAUGUGUCUGGGCACUGGUGGCCCUUGGGACCAGCCACUGAGGGGUGAAUUAUCCCUCCACUUUCAAGGCAGGCAGCCAGUGAUGAGUUAGAGCACAAAGCCUCUUGCUGCUCUGCAGAGAAGGAGAGAAUGGAGAGAUGAUUUUGCUUUUGAGGUUAAAGACACUCAGCAUUUACAGCUUGCCCAUACUGAGACACCCUGGGGACCCCUGACCAGCCCCUGGCACUCAGAGACUGGAAGGGAAAGUGAAGGGUCUGUGUCCAUGGGUCCACCCAAACAGCCACGUGCCCCUCAACCAUUGCUGUCCAGCACUGUUCCAGACUCCACAGCUUUUUGCCCCAUCUCUAAAACACUCACAUGAGGUGAGAACGGAGGUGUUGAGGCCCUGAAGGCACUCCCAGGCCCCAGUGGUGCCCAAAGGAGACUAUUUUGUCCUGAUCAGCUCCAGCUGAGUCACAAGCCCCUAUGUCUCACCCACCCCAUGACCAACCAAAAGUGAGGGCUUCAUGAGGGUCUGAGAGCUGCCCUGCUCCCAGGUGAGUGUGUGGCAAUGCAGGGAGCCAGCACAGUGAGCUGAGGUGCUAAGCUCCCCAAAUGCAGCCCUGCGAGGCCCUGCUGCUUGCCAGAGUUUUUUCCCUUGCAUCCUGCUCACAAGUCGCUUUGGAUGGACAUCCUGAGUCCUGAUGGAUGAGCACUAGGGCCCAGGAGCAAACCAUAUCCCAUCCUGUUACUUCAAUAUUUCGAAGCAAUUUU